Durusdinium trenchii is the source of this 417-nucleotide messenger RNA. The record is from the annotation of a GenBank genome assembly. Lineage: Eukaryota; Dinophyceae; Suessiales; Symbiodiniaceae.
AUGGCUACCGUGUUGGUGCACGCUCGGGAAAUCAAGCAGCUCUCCAAUGACAGUUUCCCAGAUAGCGAGGAGCUGGCGGAGCAGGUUGAGAACUGGAGGAACAUCAUUUUGUACUACUUGGAGGCAGAGCAGCAGCAUGCUGCAAAGAUCUAUUUGGAGGAUAUGGCCAAGACGUUGGUGUAUGUGCGGAUGAUGGUCCGAGGCGAUGAUGUCUCUCAGAAGCUCCACGGAGUGCAAUUUUACCGAGCUCCACUGCCAGCAGGCUUCACGUUCAUGAAUCUUGCCCCUCCAGUGCACCCGGAUGAGGUGCUGAUGAAGGCGGAAAUUAAACAGUGUGUGAAUUUCAUGCUGCGCUUCAAGCGGCUUCGCGCACAUUGGUCUGCUUUCUUUUCAUCGAUGUGCCACGUCCUGCGCUAA